This is a messenger RNA of Solanum lycopersicum (tomato), 830 nucleotides long. The record is from RefSeq and is a predicted model, not a curated record. NCBI's taxonomy places the organism in Eukaryota, Viridiplantae, Streptophyta, Magnoliopsida, Solanales, Solanaceae.
AAUUUUCUUGCUAAAACCCUUACAUACAAAUCGGAUCACCAUCGUUAUCAUCUCUUCAUAUCCACUUGAUUAGUCGCUAAUUUUAGAGGUUUUGAUAUUGGAAUACCAAUCAAAGAAACAAAAUUCAUCUUGAAAUGGCUUUAACCAACUUUAUACUCACGGUGGUCGGAGUAAGCGCCGUGUUUUUACUGAUGAGGAGCGAUGUCAAACAGUCUGCCUCAAUCUUCAAGCGUAACGUUCGUCAAAUUCGCCAUUGGCUCGAGGAAGAGUCAGCUUCUGCCGCUAAGUCUUAUUGGAGCUCACAGCAUACAGUUUAUAAGUCGAUCAUCUGACCAUAAGCUACUCAAGGGAAAUGGAAAAGGCAAAACCAAAGGAGAUACCAAAGAAGGACAUCCCCAAGGAGGACAAGCAGUAGAUGUGACUCGUGUUGAAAUUCAUAUCAGAAGCUCUGCAAUUUACCACCUAAUGUUUGGCAUUUUGGUCCGUAAAAUAUUUUAUACCGACUAUCGUUUUGUAGCCCUCAUGUAGUUGCCACUUUAUGGUUGCCAAGGUUAUGACAUCAUAAAUAUACGUUCAAUCUUCUAGGAUGUACAUCAAUUAUGCAGUAACAUCAAGAUACUUGAAGAGAUUUGCAAGAUAUUGUGAUGGAAAUAUUGGUUUUUAUGCAAUAACCGGUAUAAUCGAAAAAGUCAGUAAUGCUUAUUUGUUAUUGAGAUUAGGUUAAAUGGUUUUGUAAAUUUUUUUAUUUUAUUUGUUAUUAGUUUGGUUUCCGUAAUUGUUAAAUUGGUAACUCAAAAAAGAUUAUAUGAAAUUUAUUAUUUUACUUCGAA